GUCAAGCAGGAGCAUGUGGCCGCUGGUGCUGUGGCUGGCGCUCGCCCAGGCACCGCCGUUGAGAGCACACGUCGCAGACCCGCUGCUUUGCGCCACCACCGAGGAGAUGGCAAAGGCGGCCGGGUACGCCGUGGAGGCUCACGAGGUGCGCACCGCGGACGGGUAUGUAGUGAGGCUGGACCGGCUGGUCGGUGGGCGCCCUGGCGGGCAGCCGGCGCUGCUGCUGCACGGACUCUUCUGCGCCUCUGACCUCUGGCUGCUAAGGGGGCCCGGCGCCGCGCUCGGGUACCUACUUGCAGAUGACGGCUACGACGUGUGGCUGAUGAACUUCAGAGGAAACAGAUACAGUGCUAGACACACAACCCUGAAUACUACGGAUCCCUCAUUCUGGAAAUUCAGCUGGCACGAGAUGGCCGUGUGGGACCUGCCCGCGACCAUAGACCACGUGCUGGCGGUGACGGGCUGGCGUCAGCUGCAGGCAGUGGGCCACUCCAUGGGCAACACGGCGCUGCUCGCCAUGCUGGCCUCGCGGCCGCAGUACGCGCGCAAGCUGGCGCUCGGUUCGCUGCUGGCGCCAGUCGCCUACGUCCACACGUUCAGGGUGCCCUUCAGCCAUUUUCUGCUCGCUGACUGGCGCCACAUCCAGAGCCUCCUCCAGAGAGCGCGCAUAUACAGAGUUCCGCCAACGACCAAGGAAUCUUGCUCGCUGUUGCAGAAGACUUGUGGGGACGACAAACCUACGCAGGAUCUCUGCCUGAAUCUCAUUCAAACUCUUUAUGGGUGGGAUCCUCAAGGUUUAAAUAGGUCGGCUCUGCCAUUCUACCUGUCGCACAUGUUUGCUGGCGUGUCUGUGGACACUAUUGCUCACUUCGCACAGAUUAUUAAGUCAGGUCGGUUUGAAGCCAUGGACCGCGGCCCAGAGGAAAACUUGCGCCGCUACGGAUCGACGAGGCCCCCUGCUUACCACCUGCAGAGAAUAGACGCCCCGCUCGCUCUAUACUACGCCGACAACGACUACGAGCUGCACCCUAAGGGUGUGAUGCGGCUGGCGCAGGAGUUACAGAAUGUUGUGUCAAUCGAACGUGUGCCGGAGACAGCAUUCAACCACAUAGACUUCCUUUUGCACAAGCGGGUGCUCAGCCUGCUGUACAGCAGCGUCAUGGCAGUCAUGCAGCAAUUUCGUCACAGCAUUGCAGCCAACAUCUCUCCGUAGCAAGCUCACAGAAAACUACUUUCUAGUCACCAUAAAAAUUUCCAUUCCAUACAGACAGAUUAUACAACAGGGAGAUGCCAGUCUCAUAUACCAGUAAACAGUUAAUGCA
Messenger RNA from Schistocerca serialis cubense, 1322 nucleotides. Its product is annotated as lipase 1-like. Lineage: Eukaryota; Metazoa; Arthropoda; Insecta; Orthoptera; Acrididae. The transcript is spliced from 8 exons. The record is from RefSeq and is a predicted model, not a curated record. Gene Ontology annotation, biological process: lipid metabolic process. Gene Ontology annotation, molecular function: hydrolase activity, acting on ester bonds. The coding region runs from base 14 to 1213 and encodes 399 amino acids.